Protopolystoma xenopodis is the source of this 402-nucleotide messenger RNA. The record is from the annotation of a GenBank genome assembly. NCBI's taxonomy places the organism in Eukaryota, Metazoa, Platyhelminthes, Monogenea, Polystomatidea, Polystomatidae.
AUGUAUCCUAAUUCAUCAUUUAAUCUGCUAAUCUUCAUCGCCCUAAAUUAUCAUAUAUUUUUUUGCUUUCUUAUUUUAGUAGAUGACGGUACUGGUAUCCUGCCUUGCACAUUGUGGCGUCGUGAUCCCAUCCCUCCGCCUCCCUAUCCCUUCGCCUUCGGUCAUGGACAAGAGACAUGCACUCAUAGUCGUUUAACUUGCCGCACUCUUAUCGGUCUGGCUUUUGACUCUUACGCCUUGGCACCUUCGAUCGCCACCGAUCCUUCUCAUUCCUCACUCUCUGAAUGGGGUUUGUACACUAAACGAACUUGUCUCCUCCGCAUUGGACAGCAUGUGAUACUGCGCGGACGACUAAAACGAUAUCGUUGUCAAUUAAGAAUGAACGCAGAUUAUUGUCGUUAG